Molecule: messenger RNA, 2037 nt
Organism: Grosmannia clavigera kw1407
Lineage: Eukaryota; Fungi; Ascomycota; Sordariomycetes; Ophiostomatales; Ophiostomataceae
Exons: 1
Coding region: 1-2037 (678 amino acids)
Biological process (GO): mismatch repair; base-excision repair
Cellular component (GO): nucleus
Molecular function (GO): adenine/guanine mispair binding; 8-oxo-7,8-dihydroguanine DNA N-glycosylase activity; purine-specific mismatch base pair DNA N-glycosylase activity
Source: RefSeq, a predicted model, not a curated record
AUGGCAAGAGCCCAGCGAGCCAGCGCUGCGGCCGCAGCAAAAAAGAUUUCCGCGUAUUCCAAAGAGGAUACAGAUGUGGCUGAAAAAACCCCGGCGGGGGUUCGUCGCGACAGGAAAAGACAGCGUUCAAUCGAGGACAAUGCAUCGGACUACGACGAGGACACCGGAGAUGUGGAGGAGGAUAUCUCUGAGGAUGUGGCCGGGGAUACGGACGAGGAUGACGAGAGCGAAGCCGGCGGACAGAAGAAGGGCAUGGAGCCCAAACGCAGUCGCCCUCGUAUUCUCCCUGACCUCGACCAGCUGAGCGUGCCCCCGACCAAACGACGCAAAACUGGUCCAACAGCCACGGCUGCUAACAAAGAGCUCUACGACCGUCUUUUCUCGCCGACAGGAGCAGCAGGAGCUCCAGACAGUAAGCCACUGGCGACGACAACGACGACGACGAUGACUGCCGCCACGCCAUGUCGCCCGCCGCACCGACACCACGCAACCACAUACCACCGGCCACUGCUUCUGGAUGGAGCUAGCGGCCGGACAGCACGAGCGGCCCUUUUGGCCUGGUACGAUGCCGAGAGCUCGACGCGCGGCAUGCCUUGGCGCAAGCCGUGGCUGGACCCACGGCACUGCAGUCGUGAGGAGCUGGCGGUGCGGGCAUACGAGGUGUGGAUCAGCGAGAUCAUGGCACAGCAGACACGCAUUCCCGUGGUAGUGGCCUACUGGACGCGCUGGAUGGCCCGUUGGCCGGCCGUUGAGGAUCUCGCUGCGGCGCCGCCAGACGACGUCAUGGCUGCCUGGCGCGGCCUCGGCUACUACAGUCGCGCAAAUCGGCUGCAUGCCGCUGCGCGUGCCGUCGUCGCAGCGCCCGAUUUGCGCGGCCUGCUGCCCACCGACCCGGCUGACCUCGUGGCUCGGGUGCCCGGCGUCGGUCGAUACACGGCCGGCGCCAUAGCCGCGAUUGUGUUUGGCUGCCCGGCUGCCAUGGUUGACGGCAACGUCGUCCGCGUGCUCAGCCGCCAGCUCGGCCUCUAUGCCGAUUCCAAGACCGACAAGGCCACUGUCGACCUGCUCUGGGCGGCCGCUGAGGCGCUCGUGCGGGCUGUCGCUGCAGACGGAGACGGGGACGACCACACGCGUGAGGUGAAGCAAGAGGUUGACGGCAACAACAGCAACUCCCUUGAGAUCCUCCCCAGUGAUCGGCCUGGUCGCUGGGGUCAGGCCCUGAUGGAACUGGGCAGUACCGUGUGCACGCCAAAGCCGGACUGUGCCGCCUGUCCCAUUCGCAGCACCUGUCGCGCCUUUGCUGAGGGAGCCAUUCUGGUCAAGGACAAGGCCGAGCCGGCCGAACUGUGUGAUCUAGAAGACAUAUGCCAACUAUGUGAACCAUUUCCGGAGGAUGGAGCAGCUGCUGUUCAGUCGGACACGAAGAUGAAGAAGGACGAGAAGAAGAAGGGCAAAGAGGGGGAAGCGACGGCAUCACCGUUCUUUACAUCGCCACCGGACUACCACGACAGGCGUAGCCUUACCUCCGCCAUCGAACAUGCCCGACUUUUCCCCCUACGACGCCCCAAGAAAGCCGUCCGAGCGAUGGACACGUUCGUGUGCGCCAUCCGAACCCCCGACGGCCGCUACCUGCUGCACCGCCGCCCAGAACGCGGUCUGCUGGCUGGCCUGUGGCAGCUUCCGAGUCACGACUUGUCAGGUAAGUUACCAGGAAGCAAGGCGGCCCUCCAGAAGGGAGCGACUGCCUUUGUCGAACGGUGGCUGGCGGGGGAUGACGCAGAUACUAAGAACACCGCAAAACUGCGCAAACCUGUCCAUCUUGGCACUGUUCCUUGGCUUUUCUCGCAUAUUCGCCAGACAAUGCAGGUCUUCCUUUUCGAGGCCGGGGGUAGCGACCACAUUGAAUCCUUACCGACCCCAGAUGGCUGCUGUUGGGCUACCGCAGAGGAUGUGGAAGACAGCGAGGCCUACACGAUGGGUACUGGAAUGCGGCGAUGCUGGGACCUGGUGCAGAAACAUGUGCGCAAUGAGGAGUGA